This is a messenger RNA of Suillus bovinus, 3249 nucleotides long. RefSeq lists its product as uncharacterized. The transcript has 16 exons. Gene Ontology annotation, molecular function: ATP-dependent chromatin remodeler activity; ATP binding. The record is from RefSeq and is a predicted model, not a curated record. NCBI's taxonomy places the organism in Eukaryota, Fungi, Basidiomycota, Agaricomycetes, Boletales, Suillaceae. The coding region runs from base 1 to 3249 and encodes 1082 amino acids.
AUGCCAAUCAUUCCAUUCCCUCUUGCUCUCAUCCAACUCUGGAUCGCCAAUUCAGCCCUCCCAUGGUCCAAUCCGGUGUGGCAGUCUGUGACACAUGUUCUUGGCGAGCCAUGGGUGUACGACCGUGGCGAGGAUGUGACUGUUGCGGCCACAUAUUAUGACGCUCAGGCAGUCGAAGCUUUCAUUAACAACUGUAAAAUGGCUGAGGAACCUGCUGAAUACUAUGCUGUUAAACGACAAGAUAAUAACCAUGAAGGUCAUUGUUUGUGGAACACCUGGGUUAAGAAUUCAUGGGCCAAAUGGAAUAUCAACAAGUUGGUCAAUGAGAUCUUCAAAGACAGUGGUUGUGCACCCCACAAUUUCAUGGCCAGGUUGAAUUACAAGAUCACAGACGAUGUCAAGCAGAUUGUCUCCAUCAAACUAGCUGAUGUCUUGUUUGGUGACGAUGCAUUCACCAAUGGAUCCUUCCUUGCACUACCCAUCGUGAUGUUUGUCAGUACAGUGCUGGUAUCAACAUGGAGCAGGUAUAGGAAGGCGAUCAAAAGGCAGGCUAACAGCAUCAACAAGAAAACUCAGAAAGUUGAAGAGCAAUGGCUUAGCGCGGGAACUAACCUUCGGGCAGUCAUCAUGGCUGCAAAUGCAAAACCUACGAUGGCCAGCAUCCGCACUUACAUGAAGAAGCUAGAGACCUUGGUCACCCUUCUUAGCGUGUUUAAAGAUCAGGAUACGGCCAAGAACCUUGAUGCGCGCCAUGAACAGGUCAAUGUGAUGCUGGCUGCUGCCAAGAAAGAUCCUGCCAAAGCAGAAUCGAUAGGAAGACUCCCUAAACCUCUAUGGGAUGUGCUUGACAAGCUGGCCACCAAACAAGAAGUCAAAGAGCUCGAACUUUUGAUCGAGACCACACUUACUGCAAUGGUGCCGCUUGAUGGUGAUGAGGUGGUGAUAGACUUCACAGAGGAUAUGGAUAGGCGGUCUGACUCCGAUGCCGCCAUUGAUCCAUGGAGUGAAGGAGGCCAGCGAUGGCUUGAUGAUCCGACGAGUCCGGCACAGAUUUUGUCACCUUGGUGGCAUCAGCUAGUUGGCAUCCUGAGGCUAAUUGACAGGUUUUUAGAUGGUAAACCAGUGAUGCUGAUGGAUGGCGUUGGGGUUGGAAAAACCAUGCAGGCUGUUGGUUUGAUCGCAUGCCUUGCACACUAUAAAGAGCAUUAUAGGAAGCACAAAAAGUUUCCUGAAAAAUUUUCACAGAUGCACGCAAUGAUAGUUACCCUGCAGCACAACAUUGCCACCAGAGGACAGCAUCACUGGAUGAGUGAAAUCCAGCGGUAUCUAAGGCGAGCAAUGUUUGACGUUCUCCCUUACACUGGAAAAUAUACCGCACGUUCACAGUGGUGGACAAUGGCUUGGAGUAAAUGCCAGCAACCUCCAAUACGACACAUCAUUUUGGUCACAACAAACGGAGCGCAUGAUGAUGCAGCCACUGUCUUCAUCAAGGGCAAUAUGGACAGACCUUUGGAUUAUGGGUCAGCUGCUAGGCUUCCGCAAUUCAAGGAUAUUGUGCAACUCAAGAAUAUGAACCAAGAAUUGGCAGCCACUCAGAGACGGGACCAUAAGGUACAGAGAGAGGUGGGAGUUGAGGGAUCGAUGCUACGAGGCAUUUUGGUCGGCACCCAUAAUCCAGAGGCUGCUCAGGAAGAAUACCUGCCUGCAAUGAAACAAUGGAUAGGCCGUAUGAGAGAGUGGUUCUCCCCUGCUGUCAUCCUUUGUACCAUAGAUUCCACUGACAAUUCAGGCAAUAGGAUCCUAGGCCUCCCUUCCUAUCAUGACCAUAGCUUAAAAGUCAAGCUACUUGACUGGGAGAUGGAGAAUUUGAGGAGUAUAGCGCGGGGAUAUAUCCAUGACUGUCCCAUUAUAGGGAUGAGCAAGAAUUUCUAUGUUGAUUUCAGGCGGUCUAUCCUUCACCCACAUAUGAACCCAACUGAUGAACGGUCAUGGACCAAACCGAAAUCUCUGGAAGAGUGGAACGACAGCCCCACCAAAAGUACGAAGUUGGACGUCCUAGCUAAACUUCUGAAAUACCAUUUGGAGUCUGACGGUCACCAGCCAUUGGCGAUGGAUGAGAGCGGUUGCAGCCUUAUUCCUAACCUCGCCUUCAAAGCUGGAAAUACUCACCCAGAUGAGCCAGACAGAAUUGUAGUAUUUUCAGCUUUCGUAACCUCCAAUCAGGCCAUUGUAGAUAUCCUGGAUCUUCACAGUAUUCAUGCACUAGAACUCAAUGGACAGACACCCAUGAAGAAGUGCAAGGAUAUUUUGGACGACUUUAGGUCAUCUGCGGCGACCAAAGAAGAUACCCUUUGGUUGGAGCAGGACGAUCUCCAGUUGUGUGGGCGGAUCUAUCGUCACCCUCAGGCUAAAGAGGGCACAAUGCAUGAGGCAUUUGUGGGUGCUGACAAGGAAUUUUGGUCAGAGUCAGAUGAUGAUGAAGACAUCGAGCAUGAACCCGUCGGAAGGAAUAAGGCUGGCAAAGAGAAGACGUGUACCAAAGCAACAGCUAAGAACCCACUCUCUCCUGCCAGACAGGCAACAAAGUGCAAGGUUAAGGGAAUUAAGACAAAGUCCAUGACCGUUAAUGUCGAUGGCGAGUUCGGGGGCGACUCACACAAGCAUUGCAAAGAUGAGCAGCCACUAGCCAACAUUAUGAUCAAGGAGCUACCUAGUACAAUGAGCACUAGUGGAAAUGACGAUUCAUCCCUGUCCAACCCACCUCUGACCUCUCCGUCUGCUUCUCCCAGUUUUCUUCUCUGUCCCUCUCUUCCACACCACCCCUCUUUAUCCACCGACCCCUUGGCUCCUGCUCCUGCUCCUGCCACUGCUCUAGUAUUCACUCCCGAUGCUCAGUCGGACCAACCUACAGGCCUACAGGAUGCCUGCCAGGAUAAAGUAGCAGGAUUGGGAUUGGCUGGUCAUGGCCAUGAGAUGAGCUGGAAUGAUAGCCAAGAUUGGAAUGAUGGCGACGACCAUGAAAGCCGCCUGACUGUGGAACAUGACAAGCAACCCUCUCCCAUCUUAGAUUCAUUUGAUGAUAUCUUCAACAAGAAACGUGCGCUGUUCCCAUAUAUGACAAAUGGCUCCCCCACCCUCGUGCUGGCGGUUCGUCAUGGAGGUACAGCAGCACUUGUACUGAAGGAUCCCAGUCAGCUCAGACUGGUACCUCAUGCCCACGACCGAAGACCUUCAACCCUGUUGCAUUAG